Molecule: messenger RNA, 791 nt
Organism: Brassica rapa (field mustard)
Lineage: Eukaryota; Viridiplantae; Streptophyta; Magnoliopsida; Brassicales; Brassicaceae
Source: RefSeq, a predicted model, not a curated record
CCUCUAUCUGAUCAUUCAUUCUCUAUACACCAAAGCAAAGUGAGAGCUUCUUAAUCAUCAUAAUAGAGUCGAAGGUCUACUAUGUUUUCUCUACAUGAUGGGACCCUCUGUUCCACAAAGAGGGACCAGAUGAAAGACUAUGGAGAUUCAUUUCACGGUUCCUUCAAACGGAUCAAACAAGAAGAUCAAACGCCAGCCAGACUUGAGAAGAACAGUACUCUGUUCGAUCAAAGAUUAAAGUCAGAUAACGCUAGGUUGAUAAAACCUGAUGUUCAGCUUCACCUAGACACUAAGUUCCAUUCAGAGACGUUUGAAGAUCGCAGGACAUACCUGGACCUUGAGCUAAACCUUUCUUCAUCGUCAAGUUCCACUAUUAAAACAAUCGUGAAGAAAGACGAAUCUUCAAAAGGCAAAAAUUUGAUCAUGAGCCCAAGUAAAAAGAGGAAAUCAGGUGAUAUAAAGCUAAGUCGAUCCCCGUCUUGGCUAGCGUUUGAAGGUGGUGAUGAUAAGGAUGAUCAGAAGAAGCAAGAGAUGGUAACAACGGUGUGCAUGAAGUGUCACAUGCUGGUUAUGCUCUGCAAAUCAACUCUUGUGUGCCCCAACUGCAAGUUCACGCACCCUAAUGACCACAGCUCCACGAAAAACUUUAAGAGUUUGAGUUUGUUUAAGCUUUCAUGUUAGUCUUUGCCUUUUUCAGGGUAUGUAUGUUGAUUCGAAUUAAUGGGUCCCAGAAUUAAUGUGAAACUAGAUAUGUACAUGUACUCAUAAUUAUUAUAUAUGAACUGCGUUAG